Molecule: messenger RNA, 9576 nt
Organism: Melopsittacus undulatus (budgerigar)
Lineage: Eukaryota; Metazoa; Chordata; Aves; Psittaciformes; Psittaculidae
Gene: DSP
Product: desmoplakin
Exons: 24
Coding region: 295-8889 (2864 amino acids)
Biological process (GO): wound healing; cell-cell adhesion; intermediate filament cytoskeleton organization
Cellular component (GO): plasma membrane; intercalated disc; cytoskeleton
Molecular function (GO): structural molecule activity; protein binding
Source: RefSeq, a predicted model, not a curated record
CGUUCUCGCCACAGCCACCAGCCUUCGCCGCCGCCCGGCCGCCCGCACACCACCGCACACCGCUUCACGGCGCGGCGCCCCUGCUCCCCACUGCCCUCACCUGCGGGCCGCGCUGAUCCCCGUCGCUUGGCCCUUCCCCGUCCCUCGUUAGGCUGCGAGGGAGAGGCGGCAGCGCGGCGGGGUGUCCCGGCGGUGAAUGCCUUUCCCCCCGUCGGGUCCGGCUCAGGCUCUCCGUCGCUUUCCCUCUCGUCCCCUCUCCCCUCGGGCGGCGGCCCCCGGCUCUCCCCCGCCGCCAUGAGCAUCAACGGCGGCUCGCACCCGCGGAUCAAUACCUUGGGCCGGAUGGCGCGGGCCGAGUCCGGCACCGACCUGCGCUACGAGAUGAGCUCCCAUGUGGUGGGGAGCGGUGGCGGUGGCGGCGGCGGUACCCACACCCACAAGACCUACUAUUACCAGAAGACCUACGGGGGGGAGUACGGCUCCGACGGAUACGGUCAGAAUGGAACCUGUACAGUGUCCAGACGCCAGAACACCAUCCAGGAGCUUUUGCAAAAUUGUUCGGAUUGCCUGAUGCGAGCUGAGCUCAUAGUACAACCCGAAUUGAAAUAUGGGGAUGGUGUCCAGAUUAGAGGGAACAGAGAUCUGGAAGAUUGUUUUGCACAGGCAAAUGAUCAAAUGGAUAUCCUGGAUGGGCUGAUCAGAGAGAUGAGGCAGAUGGGCCAGCCCUGUGACAUGUAUCAGAAAAGACUGCUUCAACUUCAAGAGCAAAUGCGUGCCCUGUACAAAGCCAUCAGUGUUCCCCGUGCCAGGAGGGCCAGCUCCAAAGGUGGUGGUUGCUACUCCUCUCAGAGUGGCUCAGGCUGGGAUGAGUACACGAAACGUGUCACAAGUGAAUGUUUAAACUGGAUGAGGCAGCAGAAGGCUGAAAUGGAGCUAGUGAAAUGGGGGUUUGAUGCAGCAUCCAUCGAACAACAAAUUGGUGACCACAGGAGAACUCACAAUGCCAUUGGAGACUAUCGCUGGCACCUGGACAAAGUCAAAACAGAUCUGCGGGAGAAGGCGGCAGUUCAUCAACUGGAGGAAGAAUACGAAGGACUGCUGAAAUACUCCUUUGAGAGAAUGGAUCAGCUCCGUCAAUUCCAGAACCUCAUCCAAGCCACCAGCAGAGAGAUCAUGUGGAUCAAUGACUGUGAGGAAGAGGAGCUUCUCUACGACUGGAGUGACAGAAACACUGACAUCUCCAGGAAGCAGGAGGCCUUCUCUAAACGCAUGAGUGAACUGGAGCUUAAAGAAAAAGAACUCAAUAAGUUGAAGCAAGAAAGCGACCAGCUAGUACUCAACCAGCACCCUGCUUCAGACAAAAUCGAGGCCUACAUGGAUACAUUACAAACUCAGUGGAGCUGGAUUCUUCAAAUCACCAAAUGCAUUGAUGUUCACCUGAAAGAGAAUGCAGCUUACUUUCAGUUCUUUGAAGAGGCCCAAUCCACGGAGUGCUACUUGAAAAACUUGCAGGAUUCCAUCAGAAAGAAGUUCAUCUGUGAUAAGAGCAUGUCACUACAGUCUUUGCUGGAGCAGAUCAAAGAGCUGGAGAAUGAACGAGAGAGAAUUCUUGAAUACAAGAGGCAAGUGCAGAGUUUGGUGAAUAAAUCCAAGAAGAUUGUGCAGCUGAAGCCACGUAACCCAGACUACCGGAGUAACAAGCCCAUUAUCCUCAAAGCUCUUUGUGACUACAAACAGGAUCUGAAAACAGUGCGCAAAGGAGAUGAAUGUAUCCUGAAGGACAAUAAUGAGCGCAGCAAGUGGCUGGUGACUGGCCCUGGAGGAGUGGAUAUGCUGGUGCCAUCUGUUAGUCUUAUCAUCCCACCCCCGAAUCCAUUAGCAGUGGAUCUUGCUACCAAAAUUGAGCAGUACUAUGAAGCUAUUUUAGCUUUGUGGAACCAACUGUAUAUCAACAUGAAGAGCCUGGUGUCUUGGCAUUACUGCAUGAUCGACAUUGAGAAGAUCAGAGCGAUGACUAUUGCUAAGCUGAAAACAAUGCGUAAGGAAGACUACCAGAAAAUAAUAACUGACCUGGAGAUCCAUUAUCAAGAAUUCCUCAGGAACAGCCAAGGCUCAGAGAUGUUUGGUGAUGAAGACAAACGAAAGAUUCAAACUCAGUUCACUGAUGCUCAGAAGCACUACCAAACAUUGAUUAUACAACUGCCCAAUCAACCACGGCAGUCACAAACAGUGAUCCCAACUGAGAGCUGUCCUGUGGGUUCCUCAAGCACCAUUAUUGUUAAUGAGAGAAAUCGAGAACAUGAGAAGCAGGAGGCCUGGUUGCUGAUGGAGCUUCAGAAACUUCGGCGUCAGAUAGAAGCUUCUGAGGUUCAGAUGGUUCAAAGAGCUCCGCUUGGAGUGGAUCAAGGGGCUAUGCAUGACUUUACAGUCAGAAUAAAGGAUUUAGAGGGUGUACAGAAUGACUCUCAAAUAAUGGCUGAAACCCUCAAUAAGCAUAAGGACUUGCUGCCUAAUUUCAGAGGCUGUGAAAAGUAUGUGUACUUGCAGUCAGAGAUAAACGCCCUAUUUCAAAAACUGGAAAAUAUUAAUGGUGUUUCUGCUGGCUACUUAGACAGCUUGAAUGCACUGAGAUGUCUGCUCCAGGUUAUUCUACAAACAGAAGAUGUGAUCAGAGUUUAUGAAGUCAGACUCUCUGAAGAGGAAACUGUUCCUUUGGAUCUUGAUAAAGUAGAGGCUUACCGGGCUUGUCUGAAGAAAAUGAAGGCAGACCUAAACAUGAAGAAGUCACUACUGACUGCCCUGGAAAAUGAGCUGCAGAGAACACUUCAGAUUCACUCACAGUCUUGCCAGUCAUACACCCUGUAUGACAUGGACAUUGGAAAGUUCUGUGACAAAGUUACCCAGCUAAUAGACCGCUGGCAGAGAGUUGACAAGCAGAUAGACAACAGAUCAUGGGAUUUAGAAAGACAGAUCAAACAGCUAAAAACUUACCGAGAUCUCUACCAGGCGCUGUGCAAAUGGAUCUGUGAUGCCAAGCGCAGGCAGGAUGCUAUUGAGGGCAUGAAGCUUUGUGAUUGUAACGCUAUCAUGAGAUACCUACAUGAUCAGAAGAACUUGCACAGUGAAAUCUGUGGGAAGCGAGACAAAGUUGAGGAACUUCUCAAGCACGCAGACCAAUGUUCAGCUGCAAUUAAGGAUUAUGAACUACAGGUUGCUUCCUACAGUUCUGGAUUAGAAACAUUGCUCAACAUUCCUAUCAAGAAGAGCGUUGUUCAGUCUCCUGCAGUGCUGAUUGUGCAAGAGGCUAAUGAGGCUCAGUCUCGCUACAUAGAGCUUCUUACAAGAUCAGGAGAUUAUUACAGAUUCUUAAGUGAAAUGUUAAAGAGUAUGGAGGACUUGAAGAUGAAAAACACCAAAAUCGAACUCCUGGAAGAAGAACUCAGGCUUGCCAGGGAUUCAAACUCAGAGACAAACAACAAACAUAAAUUCCUAGAGCAAAAUCUGCAAAAGUAUCAGAUGGAUAUUUCUCAGCUCAAGGCAAAGCUGAUGAGUUUGGAGGAGAUGAAAAGACAAGCUGAAAUGGAUGGAAAUUCUGCUAAGCAAAAUCUGGACAAAUGUUAUGCCCAAAUAAAGGAUCUAAAUGACAGAAUAACCAGGCUGACUUAUGAGAUUGAAGAUGAGAAAAGGAAAAGGAAGUUGUUGGAGGAUAGAUAUGAGCAGCAGAAGAAUGACUAUGACCAGCUGCAGAAAACAAGGCAAAACGAGAAAGACAGCCUUGGUUGGCAAAAGUUAGAGUCUGAGAAGGUCAUCAAGGAGAAGGAGUACGAGAUAGAAAGAUUAAGGGUUCUUCUUCAGGACGAAGGCACACGGAAGAGGGAGUAUGAAAAUGAGCUGGCUAAGGUAAGAAACCAGUUUAGCGAGGAGAUGAGUAAUUUAAAGAACAAGUAUGAAACAGAAAUUAAUAUUAAGAAGACCACAAUCCAGCAGAUAGCUGCACAGAAAGAUGAUGAUGCAAAAGGCCUCAGAGCUCAGGUUGACAGACUGACAAGAGAAAACAGAGACCUUAAGGAUGAGAUUGUGAGGCUGAAUGAUGCCAUUCUGCAAACCACAGAUCAACGGAGGAGGGCAGAAGAAGAUGCUCUUCAGCAAAAGGCUUGCAGUUCUGAGGUGUCACAGCAAAAGCAUCAGUUAGAGCUGGAGCUGAAACAGAUCAUUCAGCUCCGUGGUGAAGACAACUCAAGAUACAAGCAGGCUCUUGAGGAGGCUGCCUCAACUAUUCAGGAUAAAACUAAGGAGCUGGAAAGGCUAAAGGUUCAGCUUCAGGAAGAGGCUAAAAGCCGAUGGGAACUUGAAAAUGAAUUGGCUAAGGUAAGGAACAGUUAUGAUGAGGAAAUUAUUAGUUUAAAGAACAAAUAUGAAACUGAAAUUAAUAUCACAAAGACCACAAUUCACCAGGUCACCAUGCAAAAGGAAGAGGACACAAAUAAUUAUAGAACACAGCUUGAUAAUGCCAUGAGAGAAAAUAGGAAUUUGUGUGAGGAAAUUAGGAGACUGAAGAAUACAAUAAGCCAGACAACAGAUAAUCUACGGAAAAUAGAAGAGAAUGCUCAGCAGCAGAAGGCAGCUGGCUCAGAGCUUUCUCAGAAGAAACAGCAGCUGGAGAUUGAGCUAAAACAAGUUAUUCAGAGGCACUCUGAUGAAAGCAUGCGGUACAAACAAUCACUUGAUGAUGCUUCUAAGACCAUUAAGGAAAGAAACAAAGAGAUUGAAAGGCUGAGAAAGUUGUUGGAUGUAGAAACAAGUCAGAGAAAAGAAGUAGAGGAUGAGAACAGUCAGUUAAAAAGAGUGCAGUUUGACCUGCAGAAAGCAAACACAAGUGCUACUGAGACAAUUAACAAGCUAAGGAUCCAAGAGCAGGAACUGGCCAGACUGAAAAUUGACUAUGAAAGAGUUUCGCAAGAGAAAAAAGGCAGGGAUCAAGAAAGUGCAAAGUUCCAGAGCACUGUGAAAGACCUGCAGAUCCAAAAACAUAAGCUGGAGGAGGAACUUUGCAGGCAGAAUAAAAACCUAAUGGAGGAGACAUCCAGGAGGAAGAAACUGGAGGAGGAAAUAGAAGGCAUGAGGAGAUCUCUCAGAGAGCAAUCGGUUAAAAUAACUAAUCUCACACAGCAGAUAGAGGAAGUGUCUAUUGUAAAGAAGAGGAAUGAAGAUGACCUUAGACACCAAAGAGAAGUGUUAGACGGUCAUGUGAGAGAGAAACAGAGAUACAUGGAGGAGAUAAGAAAGUACACAUCUGAUAUUGAGACAAUGCGGCGUCAGUUGGUCCAAGAACAGGAGCAAUUAAAACAGGCUCACCUACGAUAUGAGCACUUGCAGAAAACCUCUGAGGAAAAAAGCAAAAACUUGAAUGAGUGCAAAAUAGAAAUCGAAAGGCUUCAGUCUCUCACUGAGAACCUAACCAAGGAACACUUGUUACUGGAGGAAGAGCUGCGAAAUAUUAGAUUGGAAUACGAUGAUCUCAGAAUGGUCAGAAGUGAAGUUGAUGAGAAAAAUACUGCCAUUGCUGAACUAAAGAAUCAGCUUCAGAUGAGCAGCAAGCAAACCCUGGAGCUUCAGGGGUUGAUUAAUGAUUUACAGAAAGAAAGGGAAAAAUUGAGACAGGAAAUUGAAAAAUUCCAAAAGCAAGCUCUAGAGGCAUCGAAUAGGAUCCAAGAAUCCAAAAAUCAGUAUAGUCACAUUAUGCAAGAAAGAGAAACCUUGCUGAUAAAAAUGAGUGCUUUGGAGCAAGACAAAGCUAGGCUGCAGAGAUUAGAAGAGGAGCUGAACCGUUUGAAAGUUACCUUGGAAUCAGAGUCUCGUUUGAAGCAACGUCUGGAAAGCGAGAAGCAGCAAAUACUGAAUGAUCUCAAUCAGUGGAAGAGCCAGCACUCCCGGACAGAGGAAUCCAUAAGGAAGAUCCAGUGUGAGAGAGAGAAGAGUGAGAGAGAGAAGAACACACUGAGGACUGAGAUUGAAAGGCUUCAGAUGGAGAUCAAGCGGAUUGAGGAGAGAUACCGGUGCAGACUAGAAGAGACUGCUGUUAAAAACCAGUCAGAGUUGGAGUCUGAGCGUCUUAGAAUGCAGAGAGAGAUUGAGAAACUCAAGCAACGCCCAUAUGGGUCCCACAGAUCUACACAGACUGAGGAAGACUUCUGUAUUGAUGCUUCCAAGUUGCUGUUCUGUGGGUUGCGGAAGAAGAUUACAGCAAUGCAGCUGUAUGAGUGUCAGCUGAUAGACAAACUCACGCUGGAUAAACUGCUGAAGGGACAGAGGUCAGUGGAAGAAGUUGCGGCUGACAUUGAACCCUACCUCAAAGGGGCAGGUGCUAUUGCAGGGGUGUCUCUUUCUCCCAGGCAGAAGUAUUCUUUUGUUGAGGCCAAGCGGAAUCAGUUGCUUACAGCAGAAAAUGCAGUCCUGCUCUUAGAAGCCCAGGCAGCAACAGGGGGUGUGAUAGACCCGCACCGAAAUGAGAUAUUAACUGUGGACAGUGCUAUUGCCAGAGAUCUGAUCGACUUUGAUGACAGAGAGCAAAUCUAUACAGCAGAAAAAGCUAUUACAGGAUUUAAAGAUCCUUUCUCGGGCAAGACUGUGCCAGUGUCUGAAGCCAUCAAGAAAAACUUGGUUGAUAGAGAAACUGGUAUUCGUCUGCUUGAAGCCCAGCUGGCUGUAGGAGGGAUUGUUGAUCCUGUCAACAGUGUUUUCCUACCCAAAGAUAUAGCUUUAUCUCGUGGCUUGAUUGACAAAGACCUGUACAGGAUGCUAAACAACUGCCAAGGCACUACAAAGAACUUCAUUGAUCCCACCACCAAAAAGGCAGUCACUUACAUGCAGCUGAAGGAAAAAUGUAGAAUUGAACCACACACUGGUCUGCUCCUUCUCCCAGUGCAGAAGAGGAGUAUGUCAUUCCAAGGGAUCAGGCAGCCUGUCUCAGCUGAUGCACUGCUCGAGGCUGGAAUUAUUAAGGAAUCAACAAGGAAUGACUUGGAAAGAGGUGCAAUCACAGUGGAAGAAGUGAGUGAGAGAAUUAUUGAUUUCCUUCAGGGCUCUAGCUGUAUUGCAGGUAUCUACAAUGAGGCUACUAAAGAGAAACUUGGCAUUUACCAGGCUAUGAAAAUAGGUUUGGUUAGACCAGGGACAGCCCUUGAACUCCUGGAAGCCCAGGCAGCCACAGGGUUCAUAGUGGAUCCUGUCAGCAAUGUGAGACUGCCUGUUGAGGAAGCUUACAAAAGAGGCCUUGUAGGAAUUGAAUUUAAAGAGAAACUUCUCUCUGCUGAAAGAGCUGUCACUGGGUACAAAGACCCAGAAACCGGAAACAUCAUUUCUCUGUUUCAAGCAAUGAACAAAGAGCUCAUAGAGAGAGGCCAUGGUAUUCGUCUGCUGGAGGCCCAGAUUGCUACCGGAGGAAUCAUUGACCCCAAAGAGAGCUAUCGCUUGCCGGUAGAGACGGCCUACAAGCGUGGCUACUUCAAUGAAGAGCUCAACCAGAUCCUUAGUGAUCCAAGUGAUGACACCAAAGGGUUCUUUGACCCCAACACAGAGGAGAACUUGACCUACUUGCAACUGAAGGAAAGAUGCAUAAAGGAUGAAGCAACAGGGCUCUGCCUUCUGCCCCUGAGAGAGAAGAAGAAAGUGGUGCACACCUCGCAGAAGAACACCCUUAGGAAGCGCCGGGUUGUCAUUGUAGAUCCAGAAACAAACAGGGAAAUGUCUGUUCAGGAGGCAUACAGCAAAGGCCUCAUAGAUUAUGAUACCUAUACAGAACUAGCUGAACAGGAGUGUGAAUGGGAAGAAAUAACUAUUACAGGAUCAGAUGGUAGCAGUAGAGUAGUCCUCGUUGACCGAAAAACAGGUAGCCAGUAUGACAUUCAAGAUGCUAUUGAUAAAGGUCUGGUUGAGAGGAAGUUUUUUGACCAGUACCGUUCUGGCAGCUUAAGUCUGACACAGUUUGCAGACAUGAUUUCCUGCCGUAAUGGCACUGAUGAGGUGUUCCGGCAUGAAUCAGUGACCCGGUCUCCCACAGUGCUGAGUGUCAGGAGUUCUUCGUCGCUGAUCAGGAGCGGUUCUUUCUCAGACACCCCAGAAGAGUGCAGUCCUAUUGCAGCCAUAUUUGACACAGAAAACCUGGAGAAAAUCUCCAUUUCAGAAGCUAUACAGCGGGGCAUCGUGGAUAGCAUCACUGGGCAACGGUUACUUGAAGCCCAGGCUUGUACAGGGGGCAUAAUAUGUCCUACCACAGGCCAGAGGCUUUCACUUCAGGAAGCCACCAGUCAAGGCAUCAUUGAUCAGGAUAUGGCCACACGUCUCAAACCAGCUCAGAAAGCUUUCAUAGGGUUUGAAGGCAUAAAGGGUGGGCGCAAAAGGAUGUCAGCAGCUGAAGCAGUGAAGGAAAAAUGGUUGCCUUAUGAGGCUGGGCAGCGGUUCCUUGAAUUCCAGUACCUCACUGGAGGUCUUGUGGACCCAGAAGUGCGUGGAAGAAUAACUACGGAAGAAGCCAUUAGGAAUGGAUUGAUUGAUGGUCGUGCUUCCCAGAAAUUGCAAGACACGAACAGCUAUCCCAAAAUUCUGACCUGCCCCAAGACCAAACUGAAAAUAUCCUACAAAGAUGCAAUGAAUCGAUCAAUGGUGGAAGACAUCACUGGGCUUAAACUCUUGGAAGCAGCCUCCGUUUCAUCUAAAGGCAUAUCCAGUCCCUACAAUGUCUCCUCAGCACCUGGUUCCCGCUCUGGCUCUCGCUCUGGCUCACGUUCAGGCUCACGCAGUGGGUCUAGGAGGGGAAGUUUUGAUGCAUCAGCAUGCUCUUCAUAUUCUUACUCAUAUUCAGCCUUCAGCAGUGGGUCUAUUGGGCGCUAAUAACAAGUGAGGGGAUGUGUCUGCAUUUGAAUAUUAUUUAGUUAUACUUUCCUAAAAAAAAAAGCAAAAACCAGCACCGAAGUAAGCGAAAGCAAAACACUUCAGUCUUUUCUGUGUGUUCAGCUUCUUUUCUGACAAAGCUGUAAAAUGCUUGAAAAAUUAUGAAAUAUAGAUUAGUUGCUGCAAAAAAUUGUCUUUGUGAAUUUUUAGUUUCAGUUCCCAUUUCCUUUUAGUGUUUGGCUUUUAUUUGGUGUCUGUAUGUUUUAAAUACUCUGUCAUGUACCUUCUGUUAUCUCUGUCAACCCAUAAGCUGAUGACUGAGGCUUGAAAGUCUUGCAGUAGUUCAUUUUUUUCCACAUAGACUUUUUUCAAUUUGCUAUUCUGAAGAAAAACAAUAUAAACAAUAUGGACAGACAAUGCAUUUAAUAUUGGUUUAGAAUCUAUAUUAUAAACAUGAAAAGCUCUGUCUUCCAGAUGCUCUACUUCUCUAGGGUUGGUUAGCCAUUUUCUUAAGUAUAACUUGGUGGAUAUAAAGGGCUAUUGUUAGGCUGGGCUUUUGUUUUACUGUUACCCAUAUAUAUUUUCUACUGUUUUGCUUGAUUUCCAUGUAAUGGGGGAGAAAAAAAAGUAAAUCUAAAUGCACCAUGUGAGCUAUUCUGGGCAAUAAACUUUUGAAGUUUUAAAGUA